AUGAAUCAGGAUCAAGAAGUACCAGCUACGACAACGGAUCUAGCUAGACUGUGUAAGCGAUCGGUAGAGGCUACAGUGAAACUUCAUAAAGGAAAAGCAGACGGCGACAAGGCGUUAUUGGAAUUUCCAAAACCGCCGAGCGAGGAAUUCAACAGGCUGAACGAGCCGCUUCAAACAAUUGCAACAGGAUAUUGUCCGACAAGUUAUCCCGUGACUCAGUCAAACACCGAGGAGAAGCUGCAUCCCGAAAAUGAAAUAUACCCGACACAGGAAUAUAGACAAGAACCAUGGCUUCAAGAUGGUAGCAGCUGCGAAACGGAAGACAGCGAGCAGUACGUGCCGGAGUUCCAUCGUAUGUCAAGUUAGUGUAAUGGAGAUAUCAUUUUUUCUACGAUUAUCGAUCGAUUUUCGAAGCAAGACGCGACGAUUUCCCUUACGAUUUAUCUUAUUACUACGUUUCGAUCGCGUCAAGUAAUGAGACACGAACGUCGAAGGAAGUCAAUCUCAACAGAAACGGAAGCUGCACGGAAAUGUAUCGCAUAUGCAAUUUAAUCGUUAAUACGGAAAGAACCUGGCCAAAUAGGAAACUACGAAUUCGCGUUCUCGCGACUCGCGUGUUCACCCUUAAAUCCCGAGAUCCUUCUUGUCUAUUAAGUAUUAUUAAAAAUUGUAUCGGUUUUUCUCUCCUCUCGUUUGACAAUGAGAUUUCUUUUUUUUUUUUCCCGAAGCAAUAUCGACGGGCAAUAUUAAAAAAAGCCAAUAAAUCGCCCGGGGCCGGUGUUUCUAAAGUGGCAAGAAAGUAUCAACAGAAGACUGCCGACGAUUAUCGAUAUCGCAUUACACGAGGAAGCA
Messenger RNA from Apis dorsata (giant honeybee), 852 nucleotides. RefSeq lists its product as uncharacterized. Bases 1 to 366 code for a protein of 121 amino acids. The transcript has 5 exons. The record is from RefSeq and is a predicted model, not a curated record. Lineage: Eukaryota; Metazoa; Arthropoda; Insecta; Hymenoptera; Apidae.